This is a messenger RNA of Sinocyclocheilus anshuiensis, 1802 nucleotides long. It is a transcript of the gene cyp2v1, whose product is annotated as cytochrome P450, family 2, subfamily V, polypeptide 1. The transcript is spliced from 8 exons. Bases 300 to 1658 code for a protein of 452 amino acids. NCBI's taxonomy places the organism in Eukaryota, Metazoa, Chordata, Actinopteri, Cypriniformes, Cyprinidae. Gene Ontology annotation, biological process: xenobiotic metabolic process. Gene Ontology annotation, molecular function: oxidoreductase activity, acting on paired donors, with incorporation or reduction of molecular oxygen, reduced flavin or flavoprotein as one donor, and incorporation of one atom of oxygen; heme binding; iron ion binding. Gene Ontology annotation, cellular component: cytoplasm; intracellular membrane-bounded organelle. The record is from RefSeq and is a predicted model, not a curated record.
UAUUUGUUCGCGCUAGUGUCGGUCAUUCAAAGCAGAAAAUCAGUCAAGUUACAUAAGGAAGAUUCCGUGUAUAAAAAUAUGAGCAUGGACUGGACGAUUCGUUUAACGUUACCUUUAAAAAAAAUCAUUCAGAAACACCGAUUCGUUCACGAACAGGUCUCUCUCCGAAUAUCAGGUGUUCGAAAUGUUUGUUGCACGUUGUUGAAAACAAAAGUGAACCAGGAAGUAAACAAAUUAAAGCCAAACUUUUCGCGUAGUCACGUUUCUCAGUGCAGAAUAAAGGGGAUAAACGCGUGAAAAUGGUCUUGGAGAAUAUUUUGUUGUCUUUAGCCUCAGUGCAGUGGACAGAUGUAGGGACCGUAUUACUGAUGUUCGUCAUCUUUCUGCUGAUCUCAGACCAUCUGAGAAACAGAAAGCCUAGAAACUAUCCCCCUGGACCCACACCUCUCCCUUUUAUUGGGAAUGCUGUCAACCUGGAUGCUAAACAACCACAUAUUCAUUUAACUAAGAUGUCAGACCAUUAUGGUAACAUUUUCAGCUUGCGUCUGGGAAACUUAAACACUGUUGUUGUGAAUACCUACAGUAUGGUCAAGAAAACUCUUAUUGAUCAUGCAAACAUUUUCACAGGCCGUCCAACCAAUGAUGUGCUCAAAAGAAUAAUUAAGUGCCAAGGGCUGCCAUUCGACCCUCAUUACUUUAUUAACAAUGCUGUCUCCAACAUCAUCUGCUCCAUGGUAUUUGGCAGGAGGUUUGAGUACACUGACCAAAGGUUUCUGAACAUGCUUAGUCUGAUGUCUAAAGCCCUUAAACUACAAACGUCUGUGUGGAUACAGCUUUACAGUGUUUUCCCUUAUAUUAUGGACCUCCUCCCGGGACCUCAUAAAGACCUGUUUUCCUGCUUCCAUCAAAUUUGUGCGUUUAUUAAGGAAGAGGUGGACACGCAUUAUGCAGACUGGGACCCCUCCUCACCCAGAGAUUUUAUAGACUGCUAUCUUACUGAGAUCCAGAAGAGGAAAGAUGAUCUGGAAGCGGGAUUUCAUGAAGAGGGUCUGCAGUACACUGUACUUGAUUUGUUUGUGGCAGGAACUGAGACCACAUCUACCACUCUACUGUGGGCCUUUGUAUACAUGAUGAAAUACCCAGAAAUCCAAGAAAAGGUUCAGCAAGAAAUAUACAAAGUAGUUGGACGGUCGCGUCGACCCAACAUAGAUGACCGACCCAGCAUGCCGUACACUGAUGCUGUUAUCCACGAGGUCCAGAGAAUGGGGAAUGUUGUGCCCCUUAGUGUGCCAAGAGUGACCAAUGAAGACUCAAUAUUGGAAGGAUAUUAUAUUCCAAAGGGUACACAGAUCAUCCCUAACCUGACCUCAGUGCUCUUUGACCAGACCAAGUGGAAGACUCCAUAUUCAUUUGACCCACAGAAUUUUCUUAAUGCUCAAGGCAAGUUUGAAAAACCUGAAGCUUUUAUUCCUUUCUCGGCAGGAAAACGAUCUUGUCCAGGAGAAUCGCUUGCCCGUAUGGAGCUCUUUCUCUUCUUCACAUCCUUUCUACAAUCCUUCACUCUGUCUCCUCAAGGGCGAAAGCAAACAAGCUUGGACUUCAAAUUUGGAAUGACACUCUCCCCAAAGCCAUUUAAAAUAAGUUUCACUCCUCGUUGAUUGUUUAUACAUUUUACAUCAGUGCACCAUAUUUACAAGUGGAAUUUUGCUGUUUCUUCAAAAUGAUCUAUAACCAUGUAAAACUGCAGCUUCUAGUAGACAAAUAAAAAUGGGUAACCUUUAAAAAAAUGUCUAUUUAUCCCA